AGAAAAGAAGGGAGGCUUUUCCAAAUCCUUUACGAGAAAGCUCGUGCCGAUUUCCCGUGCUGUCCAUACGCUCUUUAAUAAUGCAAUUGUGACCUGAGUGGAAUUCAUGAGCAAUGAACUAUUGAAGCUUGUUGCACCACUGCAUGAGACUACAUUUUUUUUUUUUUUUUUUUUUUUUUUCUCAGCACAUGAUUCCCCCAUCCCAGCUGUUGCAGGACCUAUGGGCCAGUAAUAGAGGGAUGGGAAGCUGAGACAGUUUAUUUUCACAUUCUUCUGUUCUGGACUUGGCUAGUUAGCUGAAGCUGCUGCUGCUGCUUUUUACUGGAUCUGUUCUUGGCAGGUUUAUUUGUUUUCAUGUGCAUGGGGUGUUUCAAUUAAAUAGACAUUGGACUAGAGCUGAAUGGAUGCUUUGCAAUCCAAAAAGUUUUUUGGGGUAACAAAAAACUACUAAAAACAGAAGAACUGGUACUGCAGGAAACCUGGGGCCUGUUUUCCAAGCCUUUUUAUUUUAUUGAGCAAGAUGAUGUGUGAGGUGAUGCCAACCAUCAGUGAGGCAGAGAUUCCCUCUGGGGGAAAUGGAGGCCAUGGUUCAGGUUCCCCGUUACAGUCAGAUGCUGAUUCCCAUUUUGAGCAAUUAAUGGUGUCCAUGUUGGAAGAAAGGGAUCGCCUUCUGGAAACACUAAGAGAAACUCAGGAGACACUAGCGUUGACCCAGGGCAAGCUACAUGAAGUUGGUCAUGAGAGAGAUUCCUUGCAGAGACAGCUCAAUACUGCACUUCCACAGGAAUUUGCAGCGCUUACAAAAGAGCUAAAUGUAUGCAGGGAGCAGCUGCUUGAGAGGGAAGAAGAAAUCGCUGAACUGAAAGCAGAAAGAAAUAAUACGAGGCUAUUACUGGAACAUUUGGAGUGUCUUGUCUCCAGGCAUGAGCGAUCUCUCAGAAUGACAGUUGUAAAGAGACAAGCUCAGUCUCCAGCAGGAGUUUCUAGUGAAGUAGAAGUUCUCAAAGCACUAAAAUCUUUAUUUGAACACCACAAAGCCCUAGAUGAAAAGGUAAGGGAGAGGUUACGAGUAGCACUUGAAAGAUGUAGCUUAUUGGAAGAAGAACUAGGUACUACGCAUAAAGAGUUAAUGAUUCUGAAAGAGCAAAAUAAUCAGAAGAAAACACUUCCAGAUGGGAUGCUGGAUAUAAAUCAUGAACAAGAAAAUACACCAACUACAAAUGGGAAGCGAUCCUCCGAUGGUUCUUUAUGCCACGAUGAAAACCUUGCAAAAGUGAUUGAACUCCAAGACAUCAUAGAUAAGCAAAACAAAGAGCAGACACAAAUGAAAGAACGUCUUACUGCUUUGUCUAGCAGAGUAACAGAGCUGGAAGAGGAUCUUGACACAGCUAGAAAAGACUUAAUAAAAUCUGAAGAAAUGAAUACAAAGUUACAGAGAGAUGUACGAGAGACUAUGGCUCAAAAGGAAGACAUGGAAGAGAGAAUUACAACUCUUGAGAAACGCUACCUCGCUGCACAACGUGAAGCUACAUCUGUGCAUGACCUCAAUGAUAAACUUGAAAAUGAAAUUGCCACUAAAGACUCCAUGCAUCGACAGAGUGAAGAUAAGAAUAGGCAAUUGCAAGAACGACUGGAACUAGCUGAGCAAAAGCUGCAGCAGACUUUGAGAAAAGCUGAGACUUUGCCGGAGGUGGAAGCUGAGCUGGCACAGAGAGUUGCAGCACUUUCAAAGGCUGAGGAAAGACAUGGCAAUAUAGAAGAACGACUGAGACAGAUGGAAGCGCAGCUGGAAGAAAAGAAUCAAGAACUGCAAAGGGCUAGACAGAGAGAGAAGAUGAAUGAAGAGCAUAAUAAACGUUUGUCAGAAACUGUCGAUAAGCUUUUGUCUGAAUCUAAUGAAAGGCUCCAGCUUCACCUCAAAGAAAGGAUGGCUGCCUUGGAAGAUAAGAAUUCACUUCUUCGAGAAAUUGAAAAUGCAAAAAAACAAAUAGAGGAACUUCAGCAUGAAAAGGAUCAACUUGUAUUAAAUGUUGAAGCAUUAAGGGCUGAAAAUGACCAAGUGAGACUCAGAGCCACAUCACUUCAUCACAGCCGACCAGAUUUCAGAUACCCUAUGACAUCUUCAACUGUGGCUGACAGUCAUGCAGACUCUUACAGCACCUCGUCAGUGUUAAGACGUCCCCAGAAAGGACGUUUGGCAGCUCUCAGAGAUGAACCCUCGAAGGUUCAAACUCUGAACGAGCAGGACUGGGAGCGAGCACAGCAAGCAAGCGUGUUGGCAAACGUGGCACAAGCAUUUGAAAGUGAUGUUGACGUGUCUGAUGUUGAGGAUGAUAGGGAGACUAUAUUCAGUUCAGUUGAUCUGCUGUCACCAAGUGGUCAGGCUGAUGCUCAGACUUUGGCCAUGAUGCUUCAAGAACAGUUGGAUGCAAUCAACAAAGAGAUUAGACUUAUACAAGAAGAAAAGGAAAACACAGAGCAGCGUGCAGAGGAAAUUGAAAGCAGAGUGGGUAGUGGAAGUUUGGAUGCCCAUGGCCGAUUCAGGUCCAUGAGCUCCAUUCCUCCACCCUAUGCAAGUGGUUCACUUGCUGGUUCUUCUCCGCCUGGCAGUGGCCGCUCCACCCCAAGGCGGAUUCCACAUAGUCCAGCUCGGGAAGUGGACAGACUAGGUAUCAUGACACUGUCUCCAGCUUCUAGAGAAGAGGUACGAGAUGAUAAAACCACAAUAAAAUGUGAGACAUCACCACCUUCUUCACCUCGAUCUUUGCGUUCGGACAGAGUUCAAAAAGGAGCUUUGCAUACCGUGAGCCAUGAAGAUAUCAGGGACAUUAGAAAUUCAACAGGCUCACAAGAUGGGCAAACAAGUAAUCCUAGUAGCAGCAAUAGUAGUCAAGAUUCCCUUCAUAAAGCCCCCAAAAAGAAGGGGAUCAAAUCCUCCAUUGGCCGCUUGUUUGGCAAGAAAGAAAAGGGACGACCCGGACAAACAAGCAAGGAAACAUUAGGACAAGUUGGCAUGGCAGAAGCAGAUAGUGCCUCUCAGGAUGCUUUAGGUCUCAGCAAGCUUGGAGGUCAGGCAGAAAAAAACAGGAAAAUGCAGAAAAAGCAUGAGUUGCUGGAGGAAGCCAGAAGACAAGGUUUGCCUUUUGCACAGUGGGAUGGACCUACUGUGGUUGUGUGGUUGGAGCUAUGGGUUGGGAUGCCAGCCUGGUAUGUGGCUGCCUGCCGAGCAAAUGUGAAAAGCGGUGCUAUCAUGUCAGCCUUGUCUGAUACAGAAAUACAGCGUGAAAUUGGAAUUAGUAAUCCUCUGCACAGACUGAAGCUGAGGCUGGCCAUUCAAGAAAUCAUGUCACUAACAAGUCCAUCUGCCCCUCCCACGUCAAGGACGACAUUAGCAUAUGGUGAUAUGAACCAUGAGUGGAUUGGCAACGAAUGGCUCCCUAGUCUGGGGCUCCCUCAGUAUCGCAGCUAUUUCAUGGAAUGUCUUGUUGAUGCUCGAAUGCUGGAUCAUUUAACUAAAAAAGAUCUGCGUGGGCAACUUAAAAUGGUGGACAGCUUUCACAGAAACAGUUUUCAGUGUGGAAUUAUGUGCCUACGACGACUGAAUUAUGAUCGAAAAGAACUUGAAAGGAAAAGAGAAGAAAGCCAGAAUGAAAUUAAGG
Balearica regulorum gibbericeps (East African grey crowned-crane) is the source of this 3659-nucleotide messenger RNA. The record is from RefSeq and is a predicted model, not a curated record. Lineage: Eukaryota; Metazoa; Chordata; Aves; Gruiformes; Gruidae.